AUGGCAACCCUUCAAGGUAAAACGGUUGUGGUGGUGGGCGGUACAUCUGGAAUUGGCUUCGCGGUUGCCCUCGCGUCCUUGCAGUCCCAGGCGAAGACAGUCAUCAUCGCCUCCAGUUCUCAGGAGAAGGUGGACAGGGGUAUUCAGAGACUCAAGGCUCAUAACCUACCGGGGGAGGUCAAAGGUGAAGUUGUCAAUGCUAGGGACUCUGAGUCCGUAAAGCAGUUCACCAUCGGUUUGGGUGCUGUGGACCACAUCGUAUGGUCCAGUGGAGACAACCCUGGGAAGUCGUUGUUUGAUUCGACGAUAGACACCGUUGAGAAAGGUCAAGCUACAUUUGAAAUUAGAUUCUGGGGACCCUUCGUACUUGCGAAGCAUGCUAAGUUCAACCCAGGAGGAUCUUUGACGCUCACGUCGGGAAUGGCGGCUUGGAAACCGUGGAAAGGCGCACACCUUGGAUCAGGCAUGCUUUCAUCGUUAGAUGGACUUACUAGGGGGUUGGCCGUCGAUUUGGCUCCCGUUCGGGUCAAUCUCGUCAAUCCAGGUCUGAUUGACACCGAGCUCUUCGAUGCCAUGUUCGGGGAAAAGAAACAGGAAGUAUUUGCAACCUUUGAUAAGAAAACGCUUCUCGGGCGGAUUGGGAAACCUGAAGAGAUUGCAGAGGCAUACCUCUUCUUGAUGAAAUGCGGGUUUAUCACAGGGCAAAUUAUCUACGUGGAGGGUGGAGGCAUCCUUGUUUAG
Messenger RNA from Psilocybe cubensis, 741 nucleotides. RefSeq lists its product as uncharacterized. The record is from RefSeq and is a predicted model, not a curated record. Gene Ontology annotation, molecular function: oxidoreductase activity. The transcript has 7 exons. The coding region runs from base 1 to 741 and encodes 246 amino acids. NCBI's taxonomy places the organism in Eukaryota, Fungi, Basidiomycota, Agaricomycetes, Agaricales, Agrocybaceae.